Argentina anserina (silverweed cinquefoil) is the source of this 960-nucleotide messenger RNA. Its product is annotated as U-box domain-containing protein 14-like. The transcript has a single exon. The coding region runs from base 1 to 960 and encodes 319 amino acids. The record is from RefSeq and is a predicted model, not a curated record. Gene Ontology annotation, molecular function: protein binding. NCBI's taxonomy places the organism in Eukaryota, Viridiplantae, Streptophyta, Magnoliopsida, Rosales, Rosaceae.
AUGGCAACCACUUCUCUGAAACCAGCGCCAGGAGCGAUGUCAGCAGUUCGGAUUCGUGAGUCUAUUAGGGCAUGCCUCUCUGAUGCUCAGUCAGACUAUGAUGAGGUUCAGCAGAAAGCUCUUCAGACCUUAGCUUCCAUCACCAAGGUGAGUCCCCAAAACAGAAACCUGCUUGCACAAACGGAAGGAGCCAUCCCUGUCUUACUUGCCCUCUCAAAAUCUCCAUCCAGCAUCAUUCAGAUUUUCGCAUUGUCCAUCCUCUUCAACCUUUCCUUGAAUCUUGAUCUAAAGCUAUCGCUCGCAGAUAUAGAAACCAUUUACCACCUCAAUACCAUUAUCUCUAACCCGACAGAAUCUGGCAAGUUAGCUUCCUCUUUGGUCUGCAGUUUAGCUAUGCUUGACAAGAACAAAGCCAAGUUUGGUGUAGCAGGCACAAUCCAAUUACUUGUCAAGGCCAUUUCAGGUCCCCGUGGUCCUGCUGCUCAUCACGUCCUUAGCUCCCUAGCAGAGCUUGUUCGGUUCCAUGGGAACUGCACUGUGGCAGUGAGAGAAGGAGCUGUGCCGGUGCUUCUCCAAGUGGUGGAAAGUAGUCAAAGUACUGAUGAUGAGGACCUAGCCGGAACAUCUCUUCAGGUCCUAGGCCUUCUUGCAAGAUUUGAUGAAGGGCUGAGUGCUUUGAGCAAAACUGAUCAGAUUGUGAGUUCAAUGGUACAAGUGUUGAAAGGGAAGUGCAUGUUGAGCAAGGAAGGUGCAGCUGAACUUCUGCUUCUCCUCUUUGACGAGAGCGAGGGCUGUGUCAGAGAUGCUCUGAGGCUUCAUGACUUCUCCAGUUUGGUAGCUGAUAUUUCAGUCAGAGGAUCAGCUAGAGCCAGAGAGAAGGCUGCUUUGCUGAUGAAGAAGAUGAUGGAUGCUGACAUGGAUUCUUAUGUGGAUGGAAACCCCAUGUUUUCCCAGUGGUAA